UUUUCUGUCUCGCAGUGGCAAGGAUGAAGGCCCCGGUGUUGUUGUGUUUGUGUUGGCUCGCGGUGCUAGGAGAGGGUCGCCCCCAGGCAGCGGAGCCGCCCCAGGUGGUGGACAUCGCAGCGGCGUACGAGCAGUACCACCAGCUGUGGCUGGCCGAGGCCCAGAGGAAUUCCGUCGCUCCCUUGGCGCCCCACAAGCGACCAACGCAGACCGCCGCGGCAACACAAGAGCAGCCGAGCAAGGUUCCCGAACCGAUCGCUGAGGUGAAGCAGUCACCUGAGCCAGCGGCGGCGGAGCCUGAAGUGAAGCCGGCUGUUGCCCCGGAACCUGUCGCCCCGGCUGCCCCCGACAACGAAGCCGCCCUGGUUGCCCCUGACACUGCAGCCGCCCCUGACACUCUUGUCGCUGACGCGGACACCGCCUAUGCUGAGUUCCACAGGCUGUGGCUGGCUGAGGCGGCCAGGAACGCCAUCGCCCCGACGGUCGGCCAGCAGCAGCCUGUAGCCACGCCGGCCGUGCAGGAAGAGCAGCCUCAGAUGGCAGUGCUGCAAGAUCAACCUGCAGAGCAGGCGCAGCAAGCAGCGCCACAGGAGCAGGUGCAACAAGCAGCACCUCUAGAGCAAGCAGACACUGUGGCGGUGGAGGAACCCGCGGCCGCCCCUGCAGAAGCCGCGGUGGACCACGAAGCCGAGUUCGCUCGCUUCCACGCCCUGUGGACGCAGGAAGCCGCCAGGAACGCCAUUCCCCCCCAGGUGGGGGCGCAGCCGACCCAAGCACAGCCCGAGACUCUCCAGCUGGUCGUCGAGGAGGCAGCCCCGAAGGCCACGCCCGCAGCCCCUUCUGUCGCCAGCCCCGCGCCCUCCGCCGUCGUCCCAGCCAGUCCCUGGGCAGGAGGCUUCGGUAGCGUCCCCAUCGUUAUCCUGCUUCCCCAGAAUCCUUCAGGAGCGCCGUGAUUUCUCUGGCGGAGAAGAUGUUGUGGAUGAAGAAUCUCGCCUCGAAUAUUUUUUCGAGAAGUACAAUCAUUCUUAGGAUAUUUGCCUUUUACAAAGUUUCUUGUUCCUUCAUUUUUCUAAAAUAUAAUGAGUAAAGAUAACACAUUGAGAAUAAAAGAAAAUCAAUAAGGGAAAUAAUAAUUAUCAAAACUUUCAAAAACUAUACGCGUAAAUCUUUGUAUAUAUAUUAUAUGUAAAUAAUUGCUAGAUAUUUUUGCCAUGUAAACAGGCAAGAUCGGGUUGCACAUUAAUGAAAUAACUGAUCUUUGUGGAAGGUUAGAUCCCCCAACCUCAGGUGUGCUUGUGAUUAUAUUGAGUAUCGUAUGUCUGUUUAUAUGACUUUAUAGAAAAAAAUAAAACCAAAGAUAUAUAUA
Molecule: messenger RNA, 1366 nt
Organism: Penaeus chinensis
Lineage: Eukaryota; Metazoa; Arthropoda; Malacostraca; Decapoda; Penaeidae
Product: translation initiation factor IF-2-like
Exons: 3
Coding region: 24-953 (309 amino acids)
Source: RefSeq, a predicted model, not a curated record